This is a messenger RNA of Ambispora gerdemannii, 2085 nucleotides long. The record is from the annotation of a GenBank genome assembly. NCBI's taxonomy places the organism in Eukaryota, Fungi, Glomeromycota, Glomeromycetes, Archaeosporales, Ambisporaceae.
AUGCCAGGAAAAUCCACUAUCCACAACACACCAGAAGUCCUUGUAGUCCUAGUUGUGGACGGAACUUACCGUCUUGCCGAUCAUUUUCACACCCUCGUCAACACCUUUCUCGAAAAUAUUUUAAUAGAACUGUCGAAACCGAUACUAUUCGAAAACGAGGAAAAAACAUCACCAGAGCGGAAAAUACCGACAUUGAAAUGUGGACUUGUAGUAUUUCAUCAUUACAGACCGUUCUCUGCAGUGCCUGUCGAAUCAAGAUAUUUUUCGCAGGAUAAAUUGAAGUUUUUGGAACAGUUAAAGGAGCUAGAGUUUAAGCACGGGGGGAUGUCGAAGAAUGCUGUGGCGGAGGGAUUGGUUGCUGCUUUGGAAAUGUUUGAACAGCAUAAGCUACGAAAGAAUGAUGGCAUUGGUGGAGGGGGAGGAAGUGAUAGUAGUGCCAGUAAUGCAACAACACCACUUUUUGAACCAAAACGACAUUGCAUUCUUAUUUCAAAUAGUGAACCGCUAGCCGACCCAGUUCAUUUUAAUUUCGAUGAAAAGUAUGAUAAUUUCACGAUUGGUCAGAUUUGCGAGGAGAUGGCUAAUCAGGAUAUUUUCUUGUCAUUGAUUGCGCCGGAAGGUGAGAAACCUGAACUGGAAGAUAUUGUGAAGAAGGUCAAUAAGCGUAAUCAAAUGGAGACUGCAGAAAGUGUAGACGCGUCACAUAUACUAAUGUUAGCAGGAGGAAUCAAAUUGCCAGAACCCAAAGCUCACGAGGGGCUUAAUAUAUUUAAACGUGAAGAAUCCGGAGAUAUUCAUCAUACUGGACAACCAGUCACAAAAAAACAAAAAGUGGAUCAUGAAAAAAAUGAACAACAAACAAAUAAUCCCUCACAAGUACCAACACCAACAUCAGUGCGCCAGUCGCCAGCUUCUUCGCCAAAUUUACAACAAGCAAAUUCUAAUAAUAGAGCAAAGAAGACUCCAUUAAUGACCAAUCAAAAACUUCAACCUCCUUCGGCAAGAUCAUCUCCUGUUGCCCAUCCAUCUCCAAUUCCACCAACUGUUCUUGUUUCAUCACCAAUUGCUAUGACACCACCACCUGCCCCUACUACCCACACUUCACCUAUUCCUGCGGUUAUGCAAACCACACCAAUUCUUACAACUGCGACUGUAGCUCCUCAAGGUGCAGCUGCAGCGGCAACAGCAACUCCUAUAGUAUCUCCUGCAAUGUCGGUACAACCAAUUCCGAUAAAUGUUCCAAUGCAUCUUUCUCCAAAUCUAUUCGCGAAUUUAUCCCCGCAGAUAAUAACAGGCACACAGCAACAAACAGGCACACAGCAACAAACAGGCACACAGCCACAACAAAGAAUGCAAGUAAUCCGCAAUAUGCAACAAAAUCCACAAAUGGCCAAAAUCCCAAUAAAUGCACGGUUAAUGGACCAAAAGAAAUUGUUAAAUGUGCAGCAGCAACAACAGCAACAAACUAGCAGUAUCUAUAGGCAGCAACCUGGUACUUUAACGUUGAUCCAACAAAAGAACAACAUGCUGAAACAACAGUAUGCUCAAAGCCAACAAAAUGUCAUGAAGAAAGUCGCUGAGCACUCAAUCAAUGCAAUUGAUCCGUCGAAUCUUUCGAUACCAGCAGCUGCUGCACAAAAUCCAUCAUCUCAGCAACAAAAACAAAUGACAUCGUCAUUAUGGAGUGGGCAAAUACUUUGGUAUACUGGUGGUCCUCAAGGCGCAAGACGCGAAUUAAAUUGUAUAGUGAACGCGUAUCCAAUGAUUGAUAAAACUAAAGCUCUUACUCUAUCUGAUUUUAAUAUUCCAAUUUGGCCGGAAAAAAUGGAGAUUUUUGCUGUGCUUCCCGCUAAAGACAUACAACGGGACGCUGGCAGUCGUCCUUUUGUCUCGCUUAUUCCAUCACCACAAUCUGGCGCAGAAAAUCAAAAUUCAUUUAGCAUGUUGCUUAAUAACUUGUUUAGACGAGAACUGUUAAUGCAACAGUUUGCUGCUGCUCAGAAUCCUCCAAUUAUGCAUCCUGGAGUUAUGCAACGGCUUGCUCAAAAUCCUAGCAAGUGUUUUAUUCCUCAUUUUUUGGGUUGA